Messenger RNA from Neodiprion fabricii, 2267 nucleotides. Its product is annotated as glucose dehydrogenase [FAD, quinone]-like. The record is from RefSeq and is a predicted model, not a curated record. Bases 11 to 1996 code for a protein of 661 amino acids. Lineage: Eukaryota; Metazoa; Arthropoda; Insecta; Hymenoptera; Diprionidae. Gene Ontology annotation, molecular function: oxidoreductase activity, acting on CH-OH group of donors; flavin adenine dinucleotide binding. The transcript has 10 exons.
CGUUGCUGCAAUGAUUCCUGUACCAAGAUCAUGGACAAUCUUUCUGAUAUUAUCUUUAUCCACAUCGCUUACCAGCCUGGCCGUUCCUCGAGUAAGCAACGAAAUCAAUGAAAAUUUCAACACAGAUGACGACGUUCUUCGAAAGAAUGAAAAAUUGCUAACCGAUCUCCUUGACAGCAUGGAACCAACCGCUACCACAGCUGAUGAGGCGGGUUCGCUGGCGAGUACCUGUCCCAGAGAGAGCGAAAAGUUCAUGACUUUUCUCGAGGAUAUUUUAAAGUGUAGAGACGACCUGGGGGACCGUUUAGGGACGAUCGUGAGCAACCAUUUGGACGAAGUGGACUUUGUCGUAGUUGGAUCAGGGAACGCGGGCAGCGUCGUUGCUGCACGUCUCAGCGAAAUCCCAAAUUGGAAGGUCCUGCUCCUGGAGGCCGGAGGUCCGGCGCCAACUGCCACCGCCGUCCCAGGAAUGUACUUCAACUAUCAAAACUCCUCCAUUGACUGGAGUUUCCGUUUGGAACCACAAAGUAACGCCUUCCUCGGACAACCGAACGGAUGCGCUCAAUGUCCCAGAGGAAAAGUUUUAGGGGGUACAAGCGUCCUGAAUGGAAUGAUGUACAUGCGAGGCUGUGCCAAGGACUACGACGGGUGGCGUCUGCCUGGCUGGUCCUGGGAGGAAGUGCAGGAAUUUUUCCAACGCAGUGAGAAUAAUAAAGAGGUUGGCUCCUGCAUCGUAGAGCCGGGGCAUCACGCAACCGGAGGACCACUUCCGGUCGAAAGGUUUCCACACCAGCCUAAGCUCGUUUGGGAUAUUCUUGCGGCUGCGAAGAGCCUGGGAUUCUCAAUUGGCGAAGAUCUGGGGGCAGGGUUCAAGCCUGGUUUCACGCUGGCGCAGACGAUGCAGAACCAUGGAAUCAGGAUGAGCGCCGCCAAAGCGUUCCUGGAGCCGGCGAUGGGAAGAAAAAAUCUUCACAUCAUUCCCAACGCGAUGGUACUCAAAGUGAUCGUUGACCCGAAAUUAAAAAAGGCCGUCGGCGUCGUCUACGAACGACACGGAGUCACGCGAGUGACUAAAGUCAGGAAGGAAGUGAUCCUGUGCGCCGGUAGCGUGCAGUCGCCGCAGCUGCUGAUGCUUUCUGGCAUCGGACCUAAAGAACAUCUCAAAGAUCUAGGUAUUCCAGUGAUCAAAGAUGUUCCAGGCGUCGGUACCAAUCUCCAAAAUCACGUCUCUGUCUCUGUGAACUUCAAAGUGGCUGACGAGCCGGCGACGAAUUUACUGGACGUUGAUGCCGUGAAGGAAUACAUUCUCGGUAGACGCGGACCGAUGUCCUCGACGGGAUUAUGCCAAGUCACGGGAUUUUCUUACUCAACCAUAGGGGUUCGGGACGGAAGACCACACAUACAGUUUUUCUUCGAAGGUUACAACGCGAACAACUCACGGACCGGUGAUCCGAACGAGAUAGCAUAUCCGGGCGGACGACGAUUCAAUGUCGUCCCGACUCUAGUGAGAACGCGAUCCAGAGGCGUUUUGAGGCUGCGAAGUAAGAAUGCACACCAGGCACCAAAGAUCUAUGGGAAUUACUUCCAGGAUGCCAACGAUAUACCCCGACUCCGAGAGGGUAUUCGCAUGGCGAUUGCACUCGCUGAAACGGAGCCCUUGAAAAGGGUUGGAGUCGAGCUGGACAGAACUCCGGAUGAGAACUGUCUUCAUCAUCAAUUCGAUAGUGACGAUUAUUGGGAUUGUGUGAUUCGUCACCGAACAAACCCGGAGAAUCACCAAUGCGGCACUUGCGCCAUGGGAAUAUCAGCAAAUCCAAUGGCAGUGCUCGACCAUAAAUUACGCGUUCGUGGAAUACGGCGACUCCGUGUCAUUGACGCCUCCAGUAUUCCAGACAUUGUGUCCUGCAAUAUGGCCGCACCUGUAAUGAUGGUCGCUGAAAAAGGUGCUCAAAUCAUCAAGGAAUAUUGGCAGCCUGAUAAAAGAUCAAUAUGCUAAAAUUCGUAGAUCUACUGUUUACGUGAAACUUUUCCUUUGUGAAAGGAAAAUUAGAUCAGAAUAACUCUUCGUCAGAAAGCUCGCAGCUUUGCCAGCGUAAGGUGACUUAUAAUACGAUUAAUUAUACUUGCAUAUUGUAUAAAUACGAACUUCUCCACACACAGCGAGUGCAAAAAUGUUCUUGCGUAUUACGCUACUAUUUACGAUAGCAAAAAGAAAUGAACGACUGCAUGAACGAUAGAUCAAUACUAGUUAUUAUACCACAAUACUG